AUGUUGGCUAGAUCAAGCCUCCGUUCGGCGCGCACCGUCGGCACCGCUGCGCGCAGCUCCGCCAGCAGGAUAGGCACGCGCUCUGCCUCCAGCUCCAGCGGCCCUGCCGAGGAGGCCGCCUCUUGGAAGUCCACCCUCGCCGGCUCCGCUGCCACCGCCGUCGCCAUCGGAUCCAUUGGCUGGUACUAUCAUCUCUACGGCCGCAAUGUCCACGCUAUGACUCCGGCGGAGGAGGGUCUGCACCCUACUCAGUACCCGUGGGAGCACUCCAAGUGGCACAAGACCUUCGACCACCAGGCUCUCCGCCGCGGUUUCCAGGUUUACCGCGAAGUCUGCGCCUCCUGCCACUCUCUCUCGCGUGUGCCCUACCGUGCUCUCGUCGGCACCGUUCUGACCGUCGACGAGGCCAAGGCCCUUGCCGAGGAGAACGAGUACGACACCGAGCCCAACGAUGAGGGCGAGAUCGAGAAGCGUCCCGGAAAGCUGUCCGACUACCUGCCCAGCCCCUACAAGAACGACGAGGCUGCUCGCGCUUCCAACAACGGUGCUCUGCCCCCGGAUCUCAGCUUGAUGGUCAAGGCCCGCCACGGCGGCUGCGACUACAUCUUCAGCUUGCUGACCGGUUACCCCGAGGAGCCCCCGGCGGGCGCUGUCGUCCAGUCGGGUCUCAACUUCAACCCCUACUUCCCCGGUACCGGUAUUGCCAUGGCCCGUGUCCUCUACGAUGGCCUCGUUGAGUACGAGGAUGGCACUCCUGCUACCACCUCCCAGAUGGCCAAGGACGUCGUCGAGUUCCUCAACUGGUCUGCUGAGCCUGAGAUGGACGAGCGCAAGAAGAUGGGCUGGAAGGUCCUGGCUGUCGGCAGCGUUUUGUUCGCGCUCAGCGUUUGGGUGAAGAGGUACAAGUGGUCGACGAUCAAGACUAGGCAGCUCGUCUACAACCCCCCGGUCUCGGGCAAGAAACACUGA
Messenger RNA from Lasiodiplodia theobromae, 969 nucleotides. RefSeq names its product Cytochrome c1 protein. NCBI's taxonomy places the organism in Eukaryota, Fungi, Ascomycota, Dothideomycetes, Botryosphaeriales, Botryosphaeriaceae. The transcript is spliced from 5 exons. Gene Ontology annotation, biological process: mitochondrial electron transport, ubiquinol to cytochrome c. The coding region runs from base 1 to 969 and encodes 322 amino acids. Gene Ontology annotation, molecular function: heme binding; electron transfer activity. The record is from RefSeq and is a predicted model, not a curated record.